This is a messenger RNA of Andrographis paniculata, 708 nucleotides long. RefSeq names its product 14 kDa proline-rich protein DC2.15-like. The record is from RefSeq and is a predicted model, not a curated record. The transcript has a single exon. Lineage: Eukaryota; Viridiplantae; Streptophyta; Magnoliopsida; Lamiales; Acanthaceae. The coding region runs from base 140 to 520 and encodes 126 amino acids.
UCAAGAAAGUACCAAUCAAUUAUAUCCCCCCACUCUGUAAAUCAAAACCUAAUCCCACAAACCCUAAUUCAACAAACCCUAAACCAAUUUGCUUGAUUCCCAUCAAGAAUUACUCCUAAUCUAAAACCCAAAAAACCUAAUGGCAACCAAGAGGCAAACUUCACUUGCCCUAUUUCUCUUGCUCAACCUCGUACUCUUUACCAUGGUUAGUGCCUGGACUCCGCCAAAGCCGAAGCCAAAACCGAAACCGAAGCCAACCAAAGCAUGCCCUAGAGACACACUGAAACUUGGGGUGUGCGCGAACUUGCUUAACGGCCUCCUCAAUGCCACAGUCGGGAAACCUCCAAAGGCGCCGUGCUGCAGCCUCAUCAAGGGCCUGGCUGACCUCGAGGCCGCCGUUUGCCUUUGCACGGCCAUUAAAGCAAAUGUUUUGGGGAUCCAUCUUGACAUACCGCUCUCCAUCAGCUUGCUUCUCAAUGUCUGCACCAAGAAAGUCCCUAAAGGCUUUGUUUGUGCUUGAUUAUUAAUUUGAUCCAACACUUGCAUGCUUUUUCUCUUCUUGAUGGAUGUGUGUGUGUGAUCUUAUGCGUGUUACAACUUUUUUUUUUAUUUGAUGUUGUUUGUGUGCGUGGAUUGAUACAUGUUUGUGUAAUAAUGUAAACAAAUUGGGCUUCUUUGUUAGUGCAUUGUUUGCUAUGCUUCUCUUUA